CCUGACCCCGCGACACUGACAGGAAUGAGCAGCACGGGCCCAGUACAAUGACAUAUAGACGUAUAGUUCCCUAAUCAGCACAUGUGACCCCACAAAUUGUCCCCUAAAGAGCCGUGGCCUCCAGUCUGUGUCCCUCCCGCUCCCCGCCGGGUUGGCUCUUUCCCCCCACUCCCUGGAUCUCCAGUCUCAGAGCCAUGUCCCAAGAUGGCGGAACUGGCGGAGCUGAAGCACAUGGUUCUGAGCUUUAGAGUGUCAGAGCUGCAGGUUCUGUUGGGAUUCGCUGGCAGGAAUAAGAGUGGCCCGAAGCACGAGCUCCUCACCAAGACUCUCCUCCUACUCAGAUCCGGCUGCAGCCCGGCCGUCCAGAUGAAGAUCAAGGAGUUGUACCGGAGAAGGUUCCCCCGCAAGGUUGUCAGCUCUACGGACUUAUCCAUGUUGCACAUGCCGGGGGGAGCUCUGCCUUCCGCCAAUUCUCUGGCUCAGGGAUCCGUGUGUCACAUGGGUUAUGACACCAGCACUGCCUCCCCCACCGUGUCUUCCUCAAUGUUACCCCCUGUACCAAUGCUGGGCCCUAAACAUGAGACUGACCUCUCCCACCUCACCCCACCCAUUCACCCAGUGCACCCGGACGUCAAGAUGAAGAGGCUGCCCUUCUAUGAUGUAUAUGAUGAGCUCAUUAAGCCCACCACUUUGGCCUCCACGAACACCCAGAGAUUUGAAGAGGCGCACUUCAACUUCGCAUUAACCCCGCAGCAGGUCCACCAAAUCCUCACUUCCAGAGAUAUAUUGCCUGGAGCAAAGUGUGAUUAUACAGUCCAAGUACAGCUAAGGUUCUGCUUGUGUGAGACCAGCUGUCCCCAGGAAGACUAUUUCCCCCCCAACCUGUUUGUGAAAGUGAAUCAAAAGCUGUGCCCCCUGCCCGGCUAUUUACCCCCCACAAAGAAUGGUGCUGAGCCCAAACGACCAAACAGACCAAUCAAUGUUACGCCACUCAUCCGACUGACAUCAACGGCGCCCAACACUAUUGUGGUGAAUUGGUCCUCGGAGUUUGGCCGUAACUACUCUCUGUCCGUGUACCUGGUGAAACAACUCACAUCCGUCACCUUACUGCAGAAACUCCGAGCAAAGGGAAUCCGGAACCCAGACCAUUCCAGAGCCUUGAUAAAGGAAAAGCUGACGGCGGAUCCUGACAGUGAAAUUGCCACAACGAGCCUGCGUGUGUCGCUCAUGUGCCCGCUGGGGAAGAUGCGCUUGACGGUGCCCUGCAGAGCCAUUACCUGCACUCACUUGCAGUGCUUCGACGCAGCGCUCUACCUGCAAAUGAACGAGAAGAAGCCCACGUGGACCUGCCCCGUGUGUGACAAGAAGGCGCCGUAUGACACGCUGAUCAUUGAUGGCCUUUUCAUGGAAAUCCUCAACUCCUGCACGGACUGCGACGAGAUCCAGUUCAUGGAAGAUGGAUCCUGGUGCCCCAUGAGACCAAAGAGAGAGAAGCAGGACAUUUGCCAGACGACCCAAUAUGGAGGCAUUGAGGCCAGCUCCAUCUAUAGCAUGACCCCCGAACUCAAGCACAACCCCGAGACAAAGAAGAAGGUGGAGGUGAUUGAUCUGACUCUGGACAGUUCCUCGGACGACGAUGAGCCCCCCACCAAGAAGCAGUGUCCGGUUACGUCUGCGGCUAUCCCGUCUGCUGCAGGACCCAAAGGGGUAAUCAGCGUUGAUCACCAGCCAUCUUCUGUAUUAAGGAGCCCACCCAUGGCAACGAUCAGCAGCGAUUACCUGUCCAGCCUACCUCUGCCGGAUUAUCACCGCUCCUACAGUGUCCCACCUGAUAUCCAAGGGCUGGAUCUGUUCUCCUUCCUUCAGGCCGACAGUUCGCAUUACAGCCCAUCCGUCAUCACUUCCCUGGAUGAACAGGACUCCCUGAGUCAUUUCUUCCAGUAUCGGGGCCCUCCUGCCCACUACAUGAGUCCACUCACCCAGACCAUAACGGGAAGCCACGCUACUCCCAGUGGUGCCAGUCGGAUCAGCAGCAUCGUGUCCACCAGUUCACUGAGGGAGAGUCACAACACAUCACAGAACAACUCUUCAGUACUGCCAGGCUGCCGGCCAGACAUCAUAUCCUUGGACUGACAGACAUCAUAUCCUUGGACUGACAGACAUCAUAUCUUUGGACUGAUUGGGAGAGACAGAAGGCGACAGAAGAAACCAGAAAAGCAACAUUCAGCCUCUGAGCAGCCAGGGGCCCUCCUGCACUUGUGAACUCUACUAUGAAUCCUGGUGCAGUGCUGCAGUCUCUGGGUUUCCUGGCUCAGCAAGUACUACUCCCUAGCAACAUGCUUUUCAACACUGUGGCCCCUGAAUUUUUUUAUAAGUCUUUUUUCUAUUGGUCCUGAUCCAUCUUCCAAGCAAUUGGUAUUUUAUUUCCAAGCAUUACAGAGUGGGGCCCCGUGGCACCAAGCUAAGCUAUAUUCCGCAGGGUUGCAAGAAUGUAGCACCACAGACAUGCAGGGAAUCCCUACCUAGCGACAGUUGUAGUAUUAAAGGAUAAGUAAA
This is a messenger RNA of Xenopus laevis (African clawed frog), 2556 nucleotides long. RefSeq names its product protein inhibitor of activated STAT 3 L homeolog (gene pias3.L). The transcript is spliced from 14 exons. The record is from RefSeq and is a predicted model, not a curated record. The coding region runs from base 205 to 2133 and encodes 642 amino acids. Gene Ontology annotation, biological process: protein sumoylation; regulation of transcription by RNA polymerase II. Gene Ontology annotation, molecular function: zinc ion binding; SUMO ligase activity; transcription coregulator activity. Gene Ontology annotation, cellular component: nuclear speck; nucleus; chromatin. NCBI's taxonomy places the organism in Eukaryota, Metazoa, Chordata, Amphibia, Anura, Pipidae.